This is a messenger RNA of Arabidopsis lyrata subsp. lyrata, 1821 nucleotides long. Its product is annotated as probable L-cysteine desulfhydrase, chloroplastic. The transcript is spliced from 2 exons. NCBI's taxonomy places the organism in Eukaryota, Viridiplantae, Streptophyta, Magnoliopsida, Brassicales, Brassicaceae. The record is from RefSeq and is a predicted model, not a curated record. The coding region runs from base 65 to 1477 and encodes 470 amino acids.
AAAUGAGAAAAAAUCGAAAGCAACAAAUUUUGCUUCUUCUUCUUCUUUCAAGCUCUCUCAAUCAAUGGCGUCGUCUCUAUCUCCACCGGAAAAAGCUUCGUAUCACCACCGUCACUCCUCCAAAAGAUACUCCACCAACGGAAACGUCGAAUCAUCAUCGGUUUCCGAUUUCGUCAAACGACCGAAAAUCUCUCCUCAGAAUUACAUAUCUUGUUCCGAGAUCGAGUCAGAGUUUUCUCAUCAUGAUCCAGAAUUUGCUAGAAUCAACAACGGUAGCUUUGGUUGUUGUCCAUCAUCAAUCCUCGCUUUACAACGAGAUUGGCAACUCCGGUUCCUUCGUCAACCGGAUCGAUUCUAUUUCGACGAACUCAAACCGAAAAUCUCCGAUUCUAGAUCUGUAAUCAAACGGUUAAUCAACGCCGAUCACGACGAUGAAGUCUCAAUCGUUGAUAACGCCACAACUGCAGCUGCAAUCGUUCUUCAACAAACCGCUUGGGCUUUUCGUGAAGGAAGGUUCGAUAAAGGCGACGCGGUGGUUAUGCUUCAUUACGCUUAUGGCUCUGUGAAGAAAUCUGUUGAAGCGUAUGUUACACGCUCCGGUGGACACGUCAUCGAGGUACAGUUACCUUUUCCAGUUAACUCGGCGGAUGAAAUUAUUGACCGGUUUAGGAUUGGUUUAGAAUCGGGUAAAGCGAAUGGUAGGAGAGUUAGGUUAGCUUUGAUUGAUCAUGUGACUUCUAUGCCAAGUGUUGUGAUUCCUAUUAAAGAGCUUGUGAAGAUUUGUAGAAGAGAAGGUGUUGACCAAGUUUUUGUUGAUGCUGCUCAUGGGAUUGGUUGUGUUGAUGUUGAUAUGAAGGAGAUUGGUGCUGAUUUCUAUACGAGUAAUCUUCAUAAGUGGUUUUUCGCACCGCCUUCUGUUGCUUUCUUGUAUUGUAGGAAAUCGAGUAAUGGUGGUGGUGGUGUUGCGGAUUUGCAUCAUCCUGUUGUGUCGAAUGAGUAUGGGAACGGUUUGGCGGUUGAGAGUUCUUGGGUUGGAACUAGAGAUUAUAGUGCUCAGUUGGUGGUUCCUUCGAUUUUGGAGUUUGUGAAUCGGUUUGAAGGUGGGAUUGAUGGUAUUAAGAAGAGGAAUCAUGAAUCUGUGGUUGAGAUGGGUCAUAUGUUGGUUAAGUCUUGGGGGACUCAGCUCGGUUGUCCGCCUGAGAUGUGUGCGAGUAUGAUCAUGGUCGGGUUGCCGGUGUAUUUAGGAGUGUCGAGUGAUUCAGAUGUUUUGAAGCUUAGAACGUUUUUGAGAGAAAAGUUCAGAAUUGAAAUCCCGAUCUACUUUAGGCCACCUGAGGACGGAGAGAUUGAUCCAAUCACGGGAUAUGUGCGUAUUUCUUUCCAAGUUUACAACAAACCUGAGGAUUAUCAUAGGCUUAGGGACGCAAUAAACGAACUUGUGAGAGAUGGGUUCAGAUGCGCAUCUCUAUCUAGUUGAAUAAGGGCAUCAAGCUUUUCGGGCGAAUGAAUCAUCCUAGAAGUUAUCAUGGUUUAGGUACCAUGGAGCUUCAUGAGAUUUGGAAGAAGUGAAGUAACCUCUCGCUCUCUCAAGAUAAACUUCUUUUACAGUAAUGAUGUAUGAGAAAACUAAGUUUUCUUCUGUUUCCAUUGAAUCGCCUAUUCAAAAUCUCCCAUUUACAUAACAUUAGCAGGUCGGUAAUAAAGCACUAUAGUUAGUGUUGUUGGUUUCGUAAUUUGGUAUCACGGUCUUAAAAAUUCCCUAAUUUGUUACGUGUAGUAUGAUAUAUUUCAAAUGAAAUCAUUUGGUUUCGGCUCACUUAA